This is a messenger RNA of Monomorium pharaonis (pharaoh ant), 1696 nucleotides long. RefSeq lists its product as uncharacterized. Lineage: Eukaryota; Metazoa; Arthropoda; Insecta; Hymenoptera; Formicidae. The transcript is spliced from 2 exons. The record is from RefSeq and is a predicted model, not a curated record. Bases 205 to 1101 code for a protein of 298 amino acids.
AAGAUCCUGUAUUUUCUUUUGACGAAAAGAGCAGAUAAUGUGUGCGAUAAUGAAAAUGUCGAACAGAAAUAUAUAUAAAUAUAUAUCUAGAUAUAUCUAAUACACUUUUAAAAGUGGCUGCUUAUACUAAAGGUUAAAGAAAGAAUAUUUUUAAGUUACAUUUUGUAUAUUUUCCAUUUGUCACGAAAGUGCAUUUUACAGAAUAUGGACUUUCAAAACAGAAAUUCCCUGAACGUUCGAUUAAACAGAGUCUCGGGUAACCUGUUACCGAUGACUAGCAACGAUUCUCCGUUCCCUGUAGCGUGGAGAAUAUACAGCGCCGUUAUAUGGCUGAUCGAAACAAUUUAUAUUAGCGCAAUAAUUCCCGGAAUCUUAUACGUGCCAAUAGAUAAAGCUUUGCGGGAUGGAACGGUCGGCAUGGUGGUUAUCAUAGAAGUGUUUUUUUUAUUAAGACAAAUGCAUGUGCACAGAGAUCUUGUAACUCAACUGAUUCAAAAACUAAAUGAAAUUCUGCGCGUUGGGGAUAAGACAAUGAAGUUUAUCGUGGAUUCGACCUUAAGACCGGUAGAUGUUCCUCUCAAAUUUUAUUGCAUAGCUGGGACUAUAUCUCUUGCAAUGUGGUGCUGUAUAUCUUUUGCGUCGAUUUUGAAGAAGAAAUAUUUUUUCUAUGAGGAUUAUAGGGUACCAAUAGUUCUCUCGAAGCAACCAUUCUCGAUAGAAAUCUUUCUAUUGGGAAAUUGUAUCGUGACUAUUGCUAGCGUGUAUAUAUUUAUAAAAAAGGUUGCUUUGAACGUCUACAUGAUAAAUCUAGUAUUACUAGUAACAGCACAAUAUCGCUACAUCGCGGUGAAGCUCGCAACGAUAUUUCGAGAAAAUAUUCUACAGAGUCAACACGAUGAAUUCGAAAAGGAAUAUUCUAAUGUAAAUUCAUUGGCGAUUCUGAAACUGAAGGCAUUAUGUCGACAUCACAAUGCUAUAGUACGAAUAACUUUAAUGCUAAAGAAAUUGCUAUCUUUAAAUAUGAGUCUAAUAUAUUUGACAAAUGUUUUUAUUCUUUGUUUUCUCGAUGUCAUGCUGAUAAGUGCAGUGAGUAAUAUUUGAUAACGGUAUUAACAUUUUCUAGUUAUACAUGAUUGAAGGUAGAUUUAUGAUACUAUAACGAUAUGUAUGUAAUCUAGAUAUUAUCGAUGGAUUUUCUAGAAGGAAUUAUGAUUGUUAUGUAUAUAUCUGGUGCUCUAGUUGAGCUUUAUAUUUUAUGUUUAUGCGUUAAUCAAUUAUUAGACGCGGUAAGCUUUGUUGAAAUAUAUUUUCACGAUUACACGAUUACGAUUUUUAUUAAAAAAAAUUACAUGCGAAAUUUUGUUAACAAUAUGCUCUACUGAUUCUACAUUAUUGAUUUGAUAAAAAAUAUUAUAUCUACACAUACACAUACACACAUUAAUAUUAUCUUCACGAUAUAUUAAUAUAUACAUUAUCUAUAAGAUAAACAAAAUUCUAUUUUGAAAUUUAACAUGAAUUAAAAUUGCAUAAAAUCAAUUUUAUGUAUUAUUUUGUAUACACUUUAGAGCGUAGAAAUAACAGACAAGGCAUUCCAUGAAGAAUGGUAUCAGUAUGAAUCAUCAUUAAAACAUAUGUUCAGAAUGAUGAUAAUAACUAAUAAUUUAGGAUGUAAACUUUCAGUUUCUGAUAAGUUUAA